AUGGACGACAAACCUCCAAAAAAAGUUCAAAAGAAUCAAAAAUACGUUUGUGCAAUGUGCUUGAAUAAUCGUGUAGAAGGGAAAUCUAGCGAGUGUUGCAGGAAAAUUCCGAAAAGUUGCCCUAUAUGCAUAAAGUCAAGGGACUGCUGUGUCAGUGAAGGUAAAAAAGAUAAAGAAACGAAGGAUAAGUGCGUCCCAAGUAAGGACCCAAAUGCAAAAACGGUGCAAACUUCAGACACAAACGUUGCACAAGGCCUGAGCCUACUAAAUGAAGUUCUAACCGUAUUUCAAAAUAAAAAAGUCGAUAUGAAUAAAGAGAAAGUCAAAUCCGGCGUCGUCCUAAAAGACGCAGCGGUUGCAACAGACGAUCGGUAUAAUGAUAAAAACAUAAAAGAUCGAACCAGACUCACAGUUAGCACGUUCCAAUAUUCUAUAGAGGAAUCGAAAAAAGUUCAUCACGAAACUGGAAGGUUCAUUAUAGUGAACGCCAGCCAACCAGAAGUGGUAGGUAGUCGGAACUCAGUAGAUUUGAUCAAACACAAAUCUUCCUCAAUACCGCAAAUGAAGUUGGAAGAAUUAAAGUAUUCGCUUAAAGCGAAAACGAGGUCGAAAGACGCGAUCGAGGAGGUAAACAGACUAUUUGCUACCGUCCGAAAGCCUAGUCCGAAAAAUUCUGACAUGUCUAACCGUCCGAUGGUGAGAAAUGGUCCAAGAGUCUUACCGGUUGUGAACAACAAUUUCAACACAACCACGGAACCAUACAAAAGGGAUUUUGGCUAUGCAUGCGAUAACUCUCAGAACAGUUCUUGCAAAGUUUGCCAAACUUGCAUGUCCAGUGGCGACUCUAAUAGUAAAAAUGAGUGUAGCCACUCUGAUAAACAGAAGUGUGACAAGUGCGUUUAUAUGCUGUGUUGCCAUUACGAGAAUAAACGUAAAGUACAGACUGGGGUGUUAAUUUGUGAUCACUGUAGAGAACUGAACGAAGAGUAUGGUGGCCACCACAGCUGUAUGGAAGACGGUGUGUAUCAUUAA
Messenger RNA from Spodoptera exigua (beet armyworm), 1032 nucleotides. The record is from the annotation of a GenBank genome assembly. NCBI's taxonomy places the organism in Eukaryota, Metazoa, Arthropoda, Insecta, Lepidoptera, Noctuidae.